This is a messenger RNA of Brachypodium distachyon (stiff brome), 1614 nucleotides long. RefSeq names its product dephospho-CoA kinase. Gene Ontology annotation, molecular function: ATP binding; dephospho-CoA kinase activity. The record is from RefSeq and is a predicted model, not a curated record. The transcript has 4 exons. Gene Ontology annotation, biological process: coenzyme A biosynthetic process. The coding region runs from base 467 to 1159 and encodes 230 amino acids. NCBI's taxonomy places the organism in Eukaryota, Viridiplantae, Streptophyta, Magnoliopsida, Poales, Poaceae.
GGCCCUCCUCUUGUUUCCAGUCCAGGAGAAACCGAGGCCGAGUCUCUCUCUUGUUCUCUCGACAGCUCCGCAGCGGGCAACGCCGCCGGCACGGCCGCCGCAGGUCACCCCGUCGUUCUCCGAUGAUCCGUUCAUAACCUCCACAGGAUCGUCCCGCUUCCGCCUCCAUCUCGACCGUGCCGCCGGCCGUGACUCCGAGGCGCCGCCGCCCGCUCCUUCGCCGGCGGGGGAAAAGAAGUUGCUGGUGGUGAGGACGGGGGAGAUUUUCCUGGGGCUUGUGGCGGUGUUCGUCCACGAGGUUAGGGGGGCGUCUCCGGUUUAGCACGUGGAGGCAGAGGCAGAGGGAGGUGGUGGCGACGGCGAGCCCUCGGUUCAGCUUCUUUGCCGCCGUUUUGGGCAUCGUCGACGCCGUUGAGAGAGGAGCCUCGUCGCCUGCCGGUGCUUAAACUCCACCCCUCUCCCACCGAUGAGGCUGGUUGGCUUGACUGGUGGGAUUGCGUCGGGGAAGAGUACCAUAUCCAACCUCUUCAAAUCCAAUGGCAUCCCUGUCAUUGAUGCCGAUAUAGUUGCUCGGAAUGUAGUGCAGAAAGGCACCAGAGGUUGGAAGAAGAUUAUAAAUGCUUUUGGGAAUGAUAUCUUGUUGGAAAAUGGAGAAAUUGACAGAGCUCGCCUAGGCCAGAUGGUUUUCUCUGACCCAGUGAAACGCCAAAUUCUAAACCGUCUUCUGGCCCCACAUAUUUCAUCGGGUAUACUUUGGGAGAUAAUAAAACUGUGGAUGAAGGGAUGCAAGGUUAUAAUCCUUGACAUUCCGCUGCUGUUCGAGACAAAAAUGGACCGAUGGACAAACCCAGUCAUUGUUGUAUGGGUGGAUCCCCAAACACAGAUUGAGAGGCUCAUGUCGAGAGAUGGAUGCAGCCAGGAACAAGCGCAGAACAGGAUCAAUGCACAGCUUGCGCUGGACUGGAAGAAGUCGGAAGCUGACAUAGUUAUCAACAACUCUGGCCUUCUAGACGACACAAAAGAACAGUUCCGAGAAGUAUUGAAGCAAGUGUCUGAGCCCUUGACAUGGAAGGAGCGCAUGAUAUCCCGGGAUGGCCUUCUCUCCAUUGUUCUGUGCACAGCAGUGGGAAUUUUACUAGCUCAGAAGAAUCUGCUAUGACCUUUACAUAUUUAGGAUUGAACGAAGAGGUUGAAAACUGCAAACUACCAUUGCACUAGCACGCUUAUGGUUCUGUGAUGUUUUAUACUCCUACGUCGACUGCCGAACUUUUAGUAACAAGAUGGUCAUGAACAAGCUGAAUCUGGCAAUCAUUUGUUCGUAGCUACACCUGUGUUGUCUUAUGAGCUUGUGGUAUACGGAGUCCUAUUUGGUUAUCACUUCGGAAUGGAUUACUUGAGCAAGUCUAAAACUAGGAUGCCAGGUUGAUACACCAAUGUUUUACAGAGAUAAUCAUUCAAUAUCACCGCUUCAGGUGCUGUCUUGAAGCGGUGAUUUUGAUUACUUCGGAACUGAACGGAGUUCUCGAACGUGGAUUAGUAUUUACUUCAGGUUCAAACUUGAAAUAUUUGAAAACUCAAAGUUAUGUUGAAGUGUAGCAAGGCGCCUUGAAAUUU